Schistosoma bovis is the source of this 729-nucleotide messenger RNA. Lineage: Eukaryota; Metazoa; Platyhelminthes; Trematoda; Strigeidida; Schistosomatidae. The record is from the annotation of a GenBank genome assembly.
GGUCACCAUAAUAAUGUCAAACUCAAAAAUCCAACAUAUAAAUUGUUUAUUCAAACGAAAUCACUUUCAAAUAUUUCAUAUUUGCAUACAAUAGAAUGAAACAUGAUAAUUAAUUCAUGAAUUGUAUGGUUGAUACAUAUGAAUAAACUGUCAGCUCAUUGAAACAAUUUGCAGAUAUCUAACCAACCACAACAUAACAACAGUUGAUAUUGGGUAAUUAAUUAAUCAAACCGGAAGUAAAUUUUCCAUUAUAUAAACGAAGCUGUGCACGGGCAGAAUAUGAAGUAACUCGUAAACUAAACAGCAGUUAUUAUCAACCAUGUCUUCUCAUGGAGCUGAACAUCAUCACGAACAUCAUGAAGAAGCCGGUCAUGGUCAUGACAACAAAGAUCAUUGCAAAUCGUCUGAACACUGUGUGAAAGACUGCCACGACAAAGAGGGUGCUGGUCAUGGAUCUCAUGACAAGCCACAACAUUGUGGAACUGGUUGUCAUAAACCAGGAUCUGGAAAAGAUCAUGGUGGUCACUAAACACACGUAUCAGAAAUUCCUAGAUAGUUCAUAAACUUAUUUCUUAAAAAUAACUAACACAAAGUAACUGCAGACAUUUUAUUGACUAUUGAAUUUUAAAUAUACAUUUUUAAUGCCUGUACACUUUUUGCUUUUAUGUAACGUUAAUUAUUCUGUCUAAUCCACUGUUUUAAUAAAGUUAUACUCACAUUAAGUAGAAU